This is a messenger RNA of Peniophora sp. CBMAI 1063, 1650 nucleotides long. The record is from the annotation of a GenBank genome assembly. Lineage: Eukaryota; Fungi; Basidiomycota; Agaricomycetes; Russulales; Peniophoraceae.
AUGAAGCUUGCAUCCUGCUUGUCGAUCCUUUCCGUGAACGCUGGGCUCGUCGCUCUCGUCACAGCGGUACCGACGAGGAGGGCGGCUCCUACCGUGACACUUGAUGAUGGCACUUUCACUGGCGCGGCCAGCGGGACGGUCAACAAGUGGCUGGGUAUACCCUUCGCCAAACCUCCGGUUGGGGAUCUGCGCUUCAACUUGCCAGAAGCGGUCGAUCCGUACACGGGCACUUACACCGUGACGGCAUACGGACCAGCCUGUCCCCAACAGUCCGUCGACCUUCCGCUCAUCAGUGGACUUGCUGGGGAUGCCAUCGAUUUCAUCGUCAACACGAUUUACGGCGCCGUGUUCCCCGAUGACGAGGAUUGUUUGACGAUCAAUGUGGUCGCGCCCACCGGCGUCAACUCGACAUCGAAGCUUCCUGUCGUCGCAUGGAUCUUUGGUGGCGGGUUCGAGCUUGGUAGUCCGUCAAUGUAUGAUGGCUCUGUCAUCGUUCAAAAGUCUAUUGACAUCGGAGAGCCCGUGAUCUACGUUAGCAUGAACUACCGCGUUUCUGCAUGGGGGUUUAUCGCCGGACAAGAAGUCAAGGACGCCGGAGUCGGCAACCUGGGACUGCGUGACCAGCGUCUGGCGCUCCAGUGGGUCCAAAAAUACAUCUCUCAGUUUGGCGGCGACCCGAACAAAGUCACUAUCUGGGGCGAGUCUGCAGGCGCCAUCUCCGUCGGCAUGCAGAUGGUCGCGAACAACGGCAACAAUGAGGGUCUCUUCCGAGCUGGCUUCAUGCAGAGUGGCAGUCCCUUGCCCGUCGGUGAUAUUGCGCACGGUCAGAAGUACUAUGAUGCCCUCGUGGACGCUACAGGCUGCUCUGGAAGCUCAGAUACGCUUCAAUGUCUCCGUGGCGUAUCUUAUGACACAUUGAAGAAGGCAGUAGAUGAGGCUCCGAGCAUCUUUUCUUACCAGUCCUUGUCGUUGGCAUACCUUCCCCGUGUGGACGGCGAUUUCAUCACCGACGCGCCUCAGAAGCUGGUACAACAAGGCAAGGUAGCGAACGUGCCCUUCAUUACUGGUGACUGUGACGACGAGGGCACGCUAUUCGGUCUGGCUAACGCGAAUAUAACGACCGAGGCAGAGCUCAAAGAGUACUUCUUGACGUACUAUGCCCCGGACGCCACCGAUGAGGAAGUGGCCACGACUUUGGCCGCAUAUCCGGCGGAUAUCACACAGGGAUCUCCCUUCGAUACAGGCGUUCUCAAUGCCAUCACGCCGCAGUUCAAGCGCAUCGCUGCACUGCUCGGCGAUCUCGUCUUCAAUGCCCCUCGCCGUUUCAUGCUACAGCAACGGGCCGACCAACAACCCGCCUGGUCCUUCUUGAGCAAGCGCCUUAAGUCGCUUCCCGUGCUCGGUUCGGCACAUGCGACCGACAUUCUCAACGUCUACGCCGACGGAGAGAUGACGGAGUAUCUCGUCCGCUUUGUAGCAACCCUUGACCCUAACGGCGGCUCGCUAUUGGAAUGGCCGAAGUACACGACGAGCAGCCCAACACUCUUGACCUUCCUCGACGGCUUGACCCCGUUGAAGCUGACCCAAGACACGUUCCGCGAAAACGGAUUCGACGUUCUUACAGACCUCAGUUUGAAGUAUCCGCUAUGA